Striga hermonthica is the source of this 1371-nucleotide messenger RNA. The record is from the annotation of a GenBank genome assembly. NCBI's taxonomy places the organism in Eukaryota, Viridiplantae, Streptophyta, Magnoliopsida, Lamiales, Orobanchaceae.
AUGAGUUCAUUACAAAUCCUAUGCUUGUUAUGGUUACAACUCCAAAUCCCACAAAUUCAUGCAAAUAUCAGCCACAACAGUAUUCAUAAGGUGAAAACAGAGGUUUUCUUGUCACCCAAAUUUGAACUGGAGCCUGGACAGGUCUCCAACAAAUACUAUGUCGACGUCGAUUUUCCACGCGGACACCUCGGCUUGAAGAGCGUCGAUGCAGAGGUUGUCGACGAGGCGGGAAAACCGGUCCCGCUUCAUGAGACGUACCUCCAUCAUUGGGUCCUCCUGAGGUACUACCUGCGUGAAGAAGACGCUGCAGGAAAUGACCAUACUGAUUUCGGAGAUAAUAUCCCUAUCAAGAACAGUGACAUCUGUGAUAACGGGCUGACACAGUAUUACGGGAUCGGGGCCGAGACCCGAAAAACAGCCACUUAUGUUCCGGAUCCGUACGCAGUCGAAAUCGGAAAUCCAGCCGACGUUCCGGGAGGGUACAAGGAAGGGUGGGUGCUGAACGUGCACGCCAUCGACACGCGUGGGGCCCGGGAUAAAUUGGGAUGUACCGAGUGCAGGUGUGAUUUGUACAAUGUGACGGUGCCCGGAAACUACAAGGGUGGCGUGAGCUGUUGUUAUGAUGAGUCGAGGUGUGAGGUCGAACAAGGGUUUCAUGGCGCGAAGAAGAGCUUGUACUUGAGGUACACGGUGAAGUACGUUGAGUGGGACCAAUUGUCGUUCGUGCCUGUCAUGAUCUACAUACUCGAUGUGGCGGAUGUUUGGACAAGGGCCGAUGAGUCGAGUGGGGCUAAGGAUAGGCACAAUUGUGCAGUCGAAUACGACAUCGAUUCUUGUCCAACUGACGUUGCGAAAAACGGCGGCUGCAUUCAUUCAAAGAUAGUUACAGUUAGUUUGCCAGCCGGUGGUGACGUUAUUUACGGAGUCGGGCACCAGCAUGCCGGAGCCACUGCGAUAGCUUUGUAUGGAGAGGGAGGAAGAGUGAUAUGCUCGUCAAACCCAAUAUACGGACAAGGGAACGAGCCAGGUGACGAGGCCGGCUAUGUUGUGGGGAUGUCCACGUGUUACCCCUCACCCGGUUCGGUCAAGAUCUCGAAUGGGGAGAAACUGACUCUUGUCUCAAACUACAGCAACGACCAAAGUCAUACAGGCGUCAUGGGGCUUAUGUAUAUCCUAGUGGCUCAUUCAUCGGACAAAGGACACAAACUUGCCCUUCGUGCUCCACUCCAAGCGCUCGAGACUAUGAUAACGUCCAAAUUUGUUUGGUCGAUAGCUCUCGUUGGAUUUGCACUCGUUCUGGCUCUGGCUGUCAUGUUUUUUGUGUUGAAAGGUAGGGAGGGAAGAGAUUAUGGUUAUGAGGCUAUGAUAUGA